Rhincodon typus (whale shark) is the source of this 873-nucleotide messenger RNA. RefSeq names its product formylglycine-generating enzyme-like. NCBI's taxonomy places the organism in Eukaryota, Metazoa, Chordata, Chondrichthyes, Orectolobiformes, Rhincodontidae. The record is from RefSeq and is a predicted model, not a curated record. Bases 208 to 801 code for a protein of 197 amino acids. The transcript has 4 exons. Gene Ontology annotation, cellular component: endoplasmic reticulum.
GCAAACGUCAGCCAUUUUUUGUGUAAUUUACAUAACCAGUGGUUGUUUGUUUUCAUUAAAGCUUGCAAAAACAAGGAAGGUAAAUGGUUGCAGGAGCUUGGUACGUUGGAAGAAGCACGUGGAGCAGACGCUGAAUCACGUGGCCUCGAAUCGUCCGCCAACUGCUGAUGGUCAGCUGAUUGAUCACAUGAUCUAUAGCCCCCCAACAUGGCGCUGCCCAGGUCGAGGAGUUUGUGCGGGAGAUGUUUAACUGUUUAUUUCAGCCUCACGCUGUUUGUCCUUUUAGUUAGCGUGAGUCUAGUAUUUGCAACAAGUCCGUCACCCAAAGACUCUGGUUUCUCCUCUGGUUGCGGCUGCACUAGUCGUCGGGAAGUUGCUGGCGAUUUCCCUGAUACUCCACAUGACAGCAUCUCAUUAGCGAAACAGGCAGCUGCCAAAUACUCUAAGGAGGCUAAUGUUGUAGGUCAAGAGAUCACAGAAGACUACAGGCCAGACUUGGAAAGGCGCACUAAUCAGAUGGUGCUGAUACCAGGUGGAGUGUUUACCAUGGGAACUGAUGACCCAGCAAUACCUCAGGAUGGAGAGGGCCCAGCAAGAAAAGUUCAUGUUAAGCAGUUCUACAUGGAUAUGUAUGAAGUCACCAACGCUGAAUUUGACAGAUUCAUUAGAGCUACAGACUACACCACAGAGGCAGAAAAGUUUGGAGACUCUUUCGUGUUUGAGGGGAUACUUAGUGACAAAGUGAAGAGCACCAUUACCCAAGCUGAGCAGCAAAAUCACCUGGGUUUCAAGUCUCCUUGACAACAACUGAUGUUGCCAUCACCACCUGAAAGUGGGUAUCUUUAUUAGAAUAAAGCAACUUCUGGAAAUUUC